Xenopus tropicalis (tropical clawed frog) is the source of this 3942-nucleotide messenger RNA. It is a transcript of the gene zc3h3, whose product is annotated as zinc finger CCCH-type containing 3. The record is from RefSeq and is a predicted model, not a curated record. Gene Ontology annotation, cellular component: nucleus. Gene Ontology annotation, molecular function: metal ion binding. The transcript is spliced from 12 exons. NCBI's taxonomy places the organism in Eukaryota, Metazoa, Chordata, Amphibia, Anura, Pipidae. The coding region runs from base 315 to 2807 and encodes 830 amino acids.
AGCAUGCAAUGGGACAGGCAUGUCAGGUUUACGAAGGGAAAAAAACUAUGGCUAGUUUCGAAACUACAAACCCACCAAGGCUCCAAAAACUAGCCCAAAUCUGUUCGUUGGGGGGUUUGUACUUUGGAAACCCAUCUGGGCUUUAAAUUAGUAGUUUGGCUGAAAAAUCGCCAACCGGGCACCCCUGAAUGAGAGGUACCGCUACAGCCACAACGUGAGGUAACACAUGCAAGUGCAGGAGGGCCGCACCCAGUGGGCUGGAAACUCUCACUAAAUUCCCACAGCGUUUACCCCACACCAAAUACAGUGUUGCUAUGGAAACCAAGCAAGCGGCUCACUAUGAGGGUUAUGCGACACGUGAUGGAAGCGACCUUAUAAGCAGUCACAAGAACAUCCACGGCAAUGUCCCGGCGCCCCCCGCCCCGGCGAGUACAAGAUGGAGGAACCCAGCACAGCCGCCAUACAGAGCACAAGGGGCUUUCCGCGGGGGGCACACUCAGAGGGCAGGGGGGUUCAUUGGACCAGCACAGGAGCAGCCUAAUCAAGGCUGGAAGAACAAAUACUCUCUGGUGAAUCGGACUGUACUGGCGAGUACCGGCACCGCAGACGCUGGGAAUAAAGGGGGCCGCGCUGCAACCACCGCACUUUCACCCGUUUGUCUUACUGCAACUGUUGCACAGAAGUCUCAGGCAGCUCUUAGUGUCCCAGCGACGGAACAAUCCAAACUUACCAGCAAAGGAAGUACAAACUCUCUCCCUAAACCCAAAGCUCAGACUGCACCGAGCAAACAGACAAGUGCCAAGCACCUAGCCCCGACUGCCACCCCGGCACAAUCUGCACAACGGGUGGGGGCACCCACUGCCGGGGGGUCCUCUGUAGCCGGGAAACAUCAGAAACGGCCGCCUUCACAGACAAUCUGCAUUUCAUCUCAGGAAUCUGUGCGGUUACACUCCCAGGCCGCUGUCCCUAAACCAGCCAAUCCUGUACCUCGCACUGCCAGUUCCGACUCUCGAGGUGCCACCCCUUCUAAUUACAUUUACAGCCCCCCCAAACCUGCGGCAUCGCCUCCGGCACCUGCUAAAAUCCCCAAGGUUCGGAAGACUAAAUACACCUGGGUGGCAAACUCUGCCAAAACCAGUCUCGCGGGCAAAAAACUGUCCCCCGGAGGCAAAAAGCUGAACGAAGAGAACGACAAGGGCCAAUCUCCGGCCGCAUCAAUGGCGGCCCCCAAAAAGAAGGUGGGUGUGGCCCCAAAGUCUGGCACUGUGAGAAACAGGUAUAAGUGGAAAGCAGAGAGCCCAGGUCCGACCGCCAAGGUCCACUCAGCGAAAAAGACUCAGGAACCCCCAGUGCAAACAACUCCUAAAGCCUCCCCCCAUUUAUUAUUCAAGGGCCAAGGACCCCCGACUGCCCCCAAACUGCCUCUCCGAGACUCCGCCCAUUCUCACUACAAAGUUAAAAGUCGGACCAAAAUUAUCAGGCGAAGAAGCUCUUCAAGUUCCCCAACUGAUAAAAAGGCUUCGCCGUUGGCCCCGGUGUCUGUGAGGAGCCGUUACUGCCUGCGCAGGAGGAGUUCCCCGCGGGUAAAGUCCCCCGUGGUGCAGAGGAGGAGCUCCCCCCGGGGGCUGAUACACAUCACCAAACACAAACUGCGCCGACUCCCACCCUCCAAGCAACACGAUCCGACCAAAGCAGGGCCCCCCACCACUGCCAUGAGGAGCCCACCUUCAAGCCGUGUAAUAAAGACUCGAUACAGGAUUGUGAAGAAAAAUGUUUCUGCUCUGCAUCCGGCGUCUCCAUUCUCCCCAUUCAGCCCUUCUCUGUCCUGGAGGAGUCGGGUCCUGUUGGUUCACCAGAUCCGCCAGCUGUCCCAGAGCUCACGCUUCCCCCACCCCCAGCAGCGAUGGAAGAGCCGGGGGAUUCGCUGUAUCGGGGGGGUCAUGUACCGGGUGUCGGCCAACAAGCUUUCCAAAACCUCAAGCCCCGGUCCUGUCUCCAAACUGAGCCCCAGAGCAGGAAGCCUGGAUUUGAGCAGCACGAGCCCCGGAUCCUUAUACCCCAGCCGGACAACAACUCCCAGUCGGUACAUCGCAAGCCGUGCCGUCCAGCGCAGUCUGGCCAUCAUCCGCCAGGCCAAGCACAAGAAGGAGAAGAAGGAAUACUGCAUGUACUAUAACCGCUUCGGCAAGUGCAACCGCGGCCAGAACUGCCCGUUCAUCCACGACCCCGAGAAGGUCGCCGUAUGCACCAGGUUUCUCCGCGGGACCUGUAAGAAGACGGACGGGACUUGCCCUUUUUCUCAUAAAGUUUCCAAAGAUAAGAUGCCAGUGUGCUCCUACUUCCUGAAAGGAAUCUGCCACAAUAACGACUGCCCUUACAGCCACGUCUAUGUCUCCCGAAAGGCCGAAAUCUGCAAGGACUUCCUCAAGGGCUACUGCCCCCUGGGGGCCAAGUGCAAGAAGAAGCACACCCUGCAGUGCCCGGAUUACGCCAGGGAUGGGAAGUGCCCAAACGGUGCCAAGUGCAAACUGCAGCAUCGCCAAAGGAAGAAACGGCCAGAGAAUGUGGCCCAGAGCGAGUGGCCCCGGCCCGGCGGCAGGCAGGGGCAGUCUGCAGGGGCAAGUGCUAUUGGUUCCACCGACACUGCGUCUGAUGAAGACUUGGGCAGAAGCAGAAUGCAGACCCUCCCCGCCUUCAUCUCCCUGAACUGCUCCCUGACUCCCACCGGCGACACCUCACAGGGACCUGCCAAGGGGGCAACAACUGACGACUCGGGCAAACGGCUGCAGAUCAAACCUCGACUGUGAACCGGACUGUCUGCCCGUGGCACCCUGGCCUCCUCCAAUCAGAGGGUGAGAUCUACCUGUGUGCCAAACUCUCAGGAAAUCAGGAGUCACCACAGAAGGCACACGUCAUGGAUGUGCUGUGGGCACGGAACAUGCUUUGUCCAUGUUGGGUUUAGUAUGGUCUCCGCCAGAUAAAGCAGUUCAUCACAUGGUCUCUGCCAGAUAAAGCAGUUCAUCACAUGGUCUCUGCCAGAUAAAGCAGUUCAUCACAUGGUCUCUGCCAGAUAAAGCAGUUCAUCACAUGGUCUCUGCCAGAUAAAGCAGUUCAUCACAUGGUCUCCGCCAGAUAAAGCAGUUCAUCACAUGGUCUCUGCCAGAUAAAGCAGUUCAUCACAUGGUCUCCGCCAAGCAGGGCAGUUUGCCUGGCAGAUGCCUAUUUAAUAAUUCAUAUUAAUUUAAUUUAUGGUUUCUGUGUAUAAUGAGCUUUUGCUGUUUAUGAGUUUUGUGCCCAAUAGUUAGGGGUUUGCCCCCCAGGGUGCAUUUUAUUUGCUUGAACCCUUUUGUUUGGGGGGUGUUAAAGUUUGGGCAAGGGAUAGGGUGCUAGUCUGGCAGGGACACACCGGGGGGACAAUGGGCACAGAUUCUACCUUAUGACUGGCCACUUACCCCCCAGCUGUGACUCUUAAAGACCCCAUUACAUUAGUGCCCCCUAGAGUUUGGCCCUAUAGAAAGAGCAGGGCCCAUACUCAGAUCUAUGCAACUGAUGCCCCCCCCCCUUUAAAGAGCAAGUAAAGGCCCCGCUUAAUGCUCAUUAAUUAUACCCCCACCCCCCAAUUCUGCCUUCAUUUAGCCAUUGUGGUGCCGGGGGGUCACUGGUAUCCAAGGCAAAGGGAGGGGCCACAUCAGACACACCCAGGAGGUAAGUUGAACAGGGGGCAAAGGACAUGGCACUUUAUGGGUGAAACAUAUUGGGUGCCCCUAGCAAUGCCCAUCUCAUCAUUUGCAUUUACACCUUCAGGUUGGUACCGGGCCCCAUUGGGGUAAGAGCCAAGGGCCCCAUCGUAGAAAAGUAUAUAAGGAGUUUUUAUUUGCCCCAGUUUGUGAUUCUUUUAAUCCCCAAUAAAAUACAAUGUUCCCAAAGUGAUUUUAACAAAUA